Messenger RNA from Nicrophorus vespilloides, 483 nucleotides. RefSeq names its product putative peptidyl-tRNA hydrolase PTRHD1. Gene Ontology annotation, molecular function: peptidyl-tRNA hydrolase activity. Lineage: Eukaryota; Metazoa; Arthropoda; Insecta; Coleoptera; Silphidae. The record is from RefSeq and is a predicted model, not a curated record. The transcript has 2 exons. Bases 89 to 451 code for a protein of 120 amino acids.
UCAAAUUUAUCACACAAAUCACGUUAUUUUGAGUAGUAGGAGGCGGCGUCUGAUACGAACUGCAGCUGUUUGAAGAAUAGGACCUGAGAUGUCUUCAGCAAUAAUACAAUAUGUGGUUGUUAGGGGUGAUCUUCUGAAGGAGUUGAAGUGGCCAGUUGGAGCUCUGAUAGCACAAGCUUGCCAUGCCGCCACAGCUGUGACCCAUUUAUACUAUGAAGAUGAUCACAUGGCAACAUAUCUAAAAGAUCUGGAUAACAUGCACACUGUAGUUCUUGAAGCGAGCGACGAGAGCUCUUUGAUGGGUCUUAAAUCUAAGCUGGAGGAGGCGGAUGUGAAGCACAAACUGUGGUUCGAGCAGCCCGAGAAUAUUCCAACUUGCAUUGCGGCCAAGCCGUAUCCCAAAGAGGAGAUCCAAAAAUAUUUUAAGAAAUUUAAAUUGUUCAAGGCGUAGACUUAUUUCGCAAUAAAUUAUUAUGUAUAUUA